Molecule: messenger RNA, 2122 nt
Organism: Nilaparvata lugens (brown planthopper)
Lineage: Eukaryota; Metazoa; Arthropoda; Insecta; Hemiptera; Delphacidae
Product: inosine-5'-monophosphate dehydrogenase
Exons: 1
Coding region: 188-1747 (519 amino acids)
Biological process (GO): GTP biosynthetic process
Cellular component (GO): cytoplasm
Molecular function (GO): IMP dehydrogenase activity
Source: RefSeq, a predicted model, not a curated record
AGUUGAUCGUCAAGGAGUUACAUAACCUACCUGUGACAUAACCUGUAAAUACCAUGAGAUAGAAUUUCCAUUUGUUGGCAUUUUGUUUUUUGUUUCUAUAAUUUAGUGUAGCAUUUUGUUUCUGUAAGUGUGGCAUUUUGUUUUUAGUUUCUAUAUAUUGUGUUAUUGCUUUGGUUGGCUUAUUACUAUGGAAAAUCAUACAAAUUGUGGUGAUGCAGCUACCUUUCCUCAAGAUGGUCUCAGCGGAGCAACACUUUUCGGAAACGGCGAAGGAUUAACCUACAAUGAUUUUAUUAUUUUGCCGGGAUUUAUCAAUUUUACUGCCGAUGAAGUGAGCUUGACAUCAGCGCUAACUAAAAAAAUUUCUUUACAAACUCCUUUGGUUUCAAGUCCCAUGGAUACAGUUACCGAAUCCAAUAUGGCUAUUGCUAUGGCACUAAGCGGAGGUAUUGGCAUCAUUCAUCACAAUUGCAGUCCAGUUUACCAGGCCAAUGAAGUACACAAAGUGAAAAACUACAAGCAUGGGUUCAUCAGAGCUCCGGUUGUCAUCAGUCCUGAUAACACAUUAUUGGAUGUGAUCAAGUUGAAAGAAGAGCAUGGUUUUAGUGGAUUUCCAGUUACACAUAAUGGCAAACUAGGUGGCCGUUUAGUUGGAAUUGUCACAUCCCGGGACAUUGAUUUUCUAGAAGAUAAGCAGGAUAAAAAUGUGAAACUAGACUCUAUCAUGACUAAAGUAGAAGAUAUCGUUUCUGCAAAUUCGGAAGUUACUUUGGAAGAGGCAAACAGUAUUUUAGAAAAGUCGAAAAAGGGAAAACUUCCUAUUGUUAAUGAUAAUGGAGAACUGGUUGCAUUGAUUGCUCGAACUGAUCUGAAAAAGUCUAGAAACUAUCCGAAUGCUUCUAAAGAUGAAGAUAAACAGUUGCUAGUUGGAGCUGCUAUUGGAACCAGAGCUGAUGAUAAGGAACGGUUGAAACUUCUUGUCGCCGCUGGUGUCGAUGUCAUUGUAUUAGAUUCUUCUCAAGGAAACUCUAUCUAUCAAAUAGAAAUGAUCAAACACAUCAAGAGUGGUUAUCCCAAUCUGCAAGUAAUUGCUGGUAAUGUAGUGACUGCUGCACAAGCUAAGAAUCUGAUUGAUGCAGGAGCUGAUGGAUUACGAGUGGGUAUGGGUAGUGGUUCUAUAUGUAUUACUCAGGAAGUGAUGGCAGUUGGUAGAGCUCAAGCUACUGCAGUCUACAAAGUGGCUGAAUAUGCUCGUCGGUUCGGAGUCCCGUGCAUCGCCGAUGGUGGAAUCCAGUCGGUUGGCCACAUAGUCAAAGCUCUGGCACUUGGCGCCUCAACAGUGAUGAUGGGUUCAAUGUUGGCUGGCACAUCGGAAGCUCCUGGCGACUACUUUUUCUCAGAUGGAGUUCGACUGAAGAAGUAUAGAGGCAUGGGAAGUCUGGAUGCUAUGAACCGGAAGGAUGCCAAGGGCUCUGCUAUGGAUAGAUAUUUUCAUAACGAAGCUGACAAACUGAAAGUUGCUCAAGGUGUGAGCGGCUCCAUUGUUGACAAGGGCUCAGUUUUGCAAUUUCUGCCUUACCUUCAGUGUGGACUUCAGCACAGUUGUCAAGACAUCGGCUCCCGUUGCUUGUCAAAUCUACGCUCAUCCAUGUAUUCAGGAGAAUUGAAAUUUGAAAAGCGAACUCAUUCCGCUCAAUCUGAGGGAGGAGUGCACAGUCUGUUUUCUUAUGAGAAAAGAUUGUAUUAGCAUUCAGUAAAUUUCCCCAACUGCUAAUCACAAUCAAUUCACCGCUUGUCGUGAGGCAGUAAGUUUUAUAAUAAAAAUUUUCCUUCCAUUUUCAAUACAAUUUUACUUUUGUUUAUCUUGACAAAAAUUAUAAAAUAGAUAUUUGAGAACAUUUAGAUGAGUUUUUUGACAUUCACAUACUCUUACUAAGCAGGCCCAUGAUGAUUCACUGUCACUUCUCAAAUAGUGGACUACAGUAGUUUUAACUCAAUCGUCAUUUUUUAGAUCCACAAUAAUUACUCAAGAUUAUCAUAUGGAUUAUCAACCUCUCAAUUAUAGCUUGGAUUUUGUGCAAUUGUCAAUAGCAUAAUAAAAUAAUUGUUGAUUGAAAGUGCC